GGGAUGCAUGAGAGAAAGGAUUAGAUUCAGAGUGGUGGAUGCCUGAAGGAACUUAAGAAGACUCUCCUCAGAUACCGGAUGAAAUAAGGAUGGGUACAUUCGUGACCCUGGCAGAAGUAUUGGAGGCCCGGGGUUCACCACUGGAUGAGGAUGAAGUCUGGUGUCUGCUUCUUGCCACAACUGAGGCCUUACUGGACAUUCCCAAAAAAGGUUCAGGUAACAUGUGCAGUGUGCUAAGCCCAGGCUCGGUGCUACUGUCAGCCAAUGGGAGUCUGGCCUUCAAGAGCUGUGCCCGACAUGAAGACGUGGCCUCUUUCACAGCUCCUGAAGUCCAACAGGGUCACAACGCCUCCACCAGGACUGCAGCCGAAAAGAUGGUUGUGUACUCGCUGGGGAUGACUUUUUACUGGUGCGUUGACUAUCAUCUACCUCAAAACCAGCCGGUCCACCUGAGUGCGGAGCUGGAGGGUUUACUGCUGAGUAUGUGCGAGGACGUGCUGGUUAGGCGGACCGACCUGCUGACAGUGCUAGAUACCUGCGAGCUUCACCACAAGGCCUCAUUGCUGCCUCCUGCUGAACGGCUCAUCAGGCAACUGGUAGAAGACGUCUACAGAAACUCAGUUGACCAUGUGUCCAUGGCUGAAAAUGGAUCCCAGCUAACAGACCGCAGUCAAAUGGUCAGGGACAGAUUACACAGAAGCUCUUUUAGUACCUCACCAUGGGCGCUGAAGAAGAAGAUUUCCAGGACAUUUUCCGGGCCAUCCUAUCCAUGCGAGCCUCCUGGGAUUCCCUCAGGACCUCGACACACAGAGUGCUACAGCAGUUGGCAGCAGCUGAACCGCAACCCCUGCAGUCCCUACAUGGAUGGCGGACGAAACGCCAACUCAAGAUCCAUCACGAGGUUUGAUUCCACAAUGAGUCUCAAUGACAAGAGAGUGAAGGACAUGGGUCCUGAGUUUAUUAAGAUGUCAGAUGAGCCGCUGGUUGUCUUGGAGCUGCCUGGAUCUAUCGUGUCAAAGAAGGGGAAAUCUGCAACCACUCAGAGAGAGCUGAGUGUGGUGAUGCCAAACGGUCAGAACAUCCUGGUCAAGUGUGAGGUGAAGUCCAGAGGAGGAGACGUCUUUGACAUGAUCGUGGCUCACUCCAACCUGAUAGAACAUUUCUACUUUGGCCUUGCUUAUAUCGAUGAUAAUGAGUUCUUCUUUGUGGACAACGAUACCAAGAUUUCCAAAGUUGCUCCAGAUAGCUGGAAGAAAGUGCCUACAACCACCCUUGUCCUUUUCUUCAGGGUCAAAUUCUUUGUCAAUGACAUUUCUCUUCUUUUGCACAAACAGACCCGACACCAGUAUUACCUCCAGCUCAGGAGAGACCUUUUAGAGGACAGACUGUCCUGCCAUGAGGAGACGGCUCUCUACCUGGGAGCUCUGGCCCUGCAGACGGAGUGUGGAGACUGCAUGCCCGAGGUGUAUGGUAGGAACUACUACCGCCCUGACCAGUAUGUCUCCAAGAGCGUGAUGGAGAAACGUGCCUUGCCUUACAUUCAGGGGGAGCUGCUUCGACUUCACACCAACAAUGCUCAGAUGCUCGCCGACGAAUCGGAGCUUGAGUUCCUCAAGGUGUGUCAGCAGCUGCCUGAAUAUGGCGUGUUGUUCCACCGCGUGACGCGUGAGAAAAAGCCUCUAGAGGGAGAGAUCCUCCUCGGGGUUUGUGCCAAAGGAGUCAUCGUCUACGAUGUCAAAAAUGGCUGCCGAUCCACCAGUCAGAGUUUGUACUGGAGGGAGACAUCUACGAUCUCCUCUAGUAGGCGUAAAUUUAUAGUAGAGUGCCGGGGCAGCAAGAAGAAGUAUACCUUCAUCACAGAGAGAUCCAAGAUAGCCAAAUAUCUGUGUAACCUCUGCUCAGCCCAACACAAGUUCAACAAUGAGAUGAACUCUCGCCAGCUCACCCACAGCCUGGUCUCAGAGGACAACAUCGUUCAGUAUGCCGCAGUGUGUCGUGCUCAGAGCAGCCGGCUCAAGUCUGUCUCCUGUUCAGAGACGCCACAGGACGACAGCGGUCUGACCACACCUCAGGAAGAGCCCAUGACCAAGCUGUGCGAUGAUGUCACAGCCAGGAUCGAGGCCCGCAUUAAACAGCGGCACCAGAGCCUCAAUGAGCAGAGUACCUGCUCCAGCAGUCAGCGCAGCAGCACUGGUAUGCGCUCCCCAUCCUGCUCUCAGCGGAGCGGAUCAGAAGCGCCUUCUGGCUCCCCAGCAGCCAGAGAAAGCCCAACAAAAAUAGGGUCAGUGUCAGAGAGAGAAGUUUUAUGCGUUUCUUUGAAAAAAGACCCGAAGCUUGGCCUUGGUAUAGUGAUAGUGGGAGAGGACACUGUGAGACAUUAUGAUUUGGGCAUCUUUGUUGCCUCCAUUGUGCCUGGCGGACCCGCCGCUAAGGAUGGACGCAUCAGACCAGGUGGUCGUCUGAUCUCUCUGAACCACAUCAGCCUGGAGGGCGUCACCUUCAGUGAGGCAGCGGAGGUCAUGCAGAGCAGCCCUGAGGAGGUGCAGCUCAUUAUCUCCCAGCCAAAAGUCCACCUUAGUCCCAUCAGUGUGCGGUCUCCUCCUGUGUUGAGGAAUUACGAGUCCCAGUCCACGCUGAUGGCAGACGGCCGAUCUGUAGACAAUGGUUUGGAUGACAUUGUGUCGGUCAUGAUGACGCCGAAGACCAGCAACAGGCUUAACGUCCCCCGAGAAGUACGCAUCUUCAGUGCACAGGAUGGCUGCUCUCUGUCUCCUCCUCUAAUCUGUGCAAGGCCCAAGGAGAUUACUGUAGAGCUCAGGAAGAUAUCAGGAAGUCUGGGCAUCAGCAUCUCCGGUGGUGUCAACACUAACGUUCCUAACGGAAGAAUCUACAUAAGAAGCCUUGUUCCAGGAGGAGCUGCUGAGAGAGACGGACGUUUGAUAGCAGGUGACAGACUGCUGGAGGUGGAUGGGAUUAGCUUCCAGGGCUUCACCUACCAUCAAGCAGUGGGAUGUCUGAGUAAAACUGGGCAGGUGGUAACCUUAGUGGUGGAGAGGGAGUCAGUAAAUCCACCACGUGUUGCCCUCAGUGAAGACACCAGCAGCAGCGUAUCAAACCAGAGCCUCAAUCGAGCUACCAGCCCGCAAAGGAACAACAGCUGCCCGACUAUCAUUACCACUCCAACAACGAAUUCUGUGAGCUCCAGGGACUACAGCUUUGUCAAUGACGAAAACACCCAGGAGGUGACACUGACAAAAAGCGCCAACGGCCUGGGCUUCAGCUUCGUAAUGUGCGAGCUGGAUCCGCCCACUCGGGACUUUGGCAGCCUGGUCCGGAUAAAGCAGCUUUUCGAUGACCAGCCGGCCCAGCAGAGUGGGAGGAUCCAGGAAGGAGACGUCCUGUUAGCCAUCAACGGCCAGUCACUCAAGGAGCUGUCCUAUCCAAAGGUGCUGAAGCUGUUCAAGUCUUCACCACCUGAGGUCCGACUGACUCUUUGUCGACCUGCGCCUGGGGUCCUUCCGUCCAUUGAUCAGUUAAUCGGCACAUGAGCGACGUCACAGUGUUACACAGCACCUGGAUCAGCGGAUGUUCCGUGUUUCCUGAUCGAUCAGGACGUGGGUGAUGGAGGCCGAGGACAGAGGGAGCGACGGUGGCGUUCAGAUCAUUUCAUGACGACAAUCACAUCGAUGGACUCCGACACUUCACAAAGGUAUACUGAAGAAACAGUGCAGGAGCAGAGAGGUCGGAGGCUGAGUGCGGACAGAUCUGUGGGAGGAAUAAUUAAAUGAAAAUGAAAUCCGCGAAAAGAAGAAGUCGAAGGAAAUAAGAAGAAUCACUGGUAUUUAUUUUUGUUAAAGGCAAAAACUCCAGUUAGUCAAAAUAUGUUGUAUCUUGAAACGGUGAAAGGAAAAAUAAAACAAUCAUCAAC
This is a messenger RNA of Acanthopagrus latus (yellowfin seabream), 3928 nucleotides long. RefSeq names its product FERM and PDZ domain containing 2 (gene frmpd2). The transcript is spliced from 30 exons. The record is from RefSeq and is a predicted model, not a curated record. Gene Ontology annotation, molecular function: protein binding. NCBI's taxonomy places the organism in Eukaryota, Metazoa, Chordata, Actinopteri, Spariformes, Sparidae. The coding region runs from base 90 to 3548 and encodes 1152 amino acids. Gene Ontology annotation, cellular component: cytoskeleton.